AUGGCGGCGCUGGUGGGACCGGAGGCAGAGGGAUGGCGGCGGCUGAUUCGCGCCGUGACCCGCCUGCAGGCCUGCGUCAGGGGUUACCUGCUGCGGAAGCGCUUUCGGAGCCUGCGGGCGGAGUACGAGGAAGUGGUGCGGGAGAUCGAAGGAGACCUGAGCCGGCUGGAGUGGAGGGGCCAGCUCCUGCCGCGGCCUGUGUUUGUCCCCGAGCCAGCCCAAGAGAAGUGUUCAGAUCCACCUGAGGCUGCACUGGGUGACAAAGCCAGCACAGAAAAACCACAGGAGGAGCUGGACACCACUGCACCAGAGCAGGACCAGGGCUGCAGUGAUGUGGAACCUGCAGCCCAGCUGCAAAGCGAGAAAGAGCUGAGCUCUGUGGGUGAAGGCCAUGCAGUGAGCCCCCCAAACCUUGGGGCUGAUGCUGAUAAAGGCUCUGCAAAGGACCCCAGUGCCCCAGCAGAGAGCCAGGACUGGCAGGAGGACAGCAGCAUAUCCUCUGUGUGGGACAGCACUGCCCUGGAGCCAGAGUCCCUUGAAGACUGCCUGGAGGUUCCACUUGAGGACCUAAAGGAGCUUCCCCGGACUCGCUCUGGCCUCCAGGCCUACAGGAAUCACCUCCUCAUGGAGCUGCUGUGGCUGCAGCAAGCUAUUGCCAGCAGGGAGAACUACUUGAUGCUGAAACAGAGUCUGGGCACUCCUGACCCCUAGAAGGCCAUUCCCAGCCUGUGGGGCACUCAUAUUGGUAUGUGUGGAGAAGCAGUGGACCUGCAACACCACAGGCAUGACAGCAGCACCUUGGAGGGACCCCAGCUCCGUGGGCUGACGUUUUCCACUUCAGAUGGACGUGGCAAGGAAGCCUUCUCUGCCUUUUAAGUGCAAAUGUUUGGUCAAAGCAGGGCUUAAACACCACUGUGAAGCCAGGGAGGUGGUUGUGUGUCCUGGAGGGAGGCCUCCUUCCACAGGAAUCUGAUCUCUCUUGGCUGAGCUGGAUGGGGCAAGUGGAGGCUGGGCAGGCUGUCACUUACAGAAGGGACUUCAGCUGAUUGCUUGUGGUGGACCUGAAGGCAGCAGGAGCUUUGAACCUGCAGGAGCAAGCUCCUCUCUGCUGAGCUGUGGGUGGCCCAUGGGGGUGUCUGAGCUGUGUGUUUGGGAUGGCUCUGCAGGAUCUGGGAUCUCCAAGCCCUCCUGGUUGGCCUUUGGGAACACCUAGUUGAAGCAUUAAGUUAGGAGGAGGGUUUCCUGGCUUCCCUGUGCAGCUGGUGGGGAGUGAUGGCACCUCAGAGCUGACCCUGAGAGGAUGAGGUUUGGCUUCUCUGGCCAUGGUAAUCUCCCGGUGGCAGUCACCUGAACUGGUGCUAGAGGAGGGAGGGAGUCAGGACUUCAGGGGGUUGGAGCUUUGUCUCUAGGGUGCUCUAGUUCACGGGUGUUUGAGGGCCCUCAGAAAGGGUCCUCCCACCUGGUGUUGUGUUUCCCUGCUGUGACCCUGGGUCUCCUGUGGAAACACUUCUGUGUUUGCUAGGAGGGUCACUCCUGCCUCGGGGCAGAUGCCACUUUCUGUUCCUGAUGGUGCUGACUCAGUUGUGAAUAAAA
Messenger RNA from Indicator indicator, 1593 nucleotides. RefSeq names its product IQ motif containing C (gene IQCC). The record is from RefSeq and is a predicted model, not a curated record. Bases 1 to 711 code for a protein of 236 amino acids. The transcript has 5 exons. Gene Ontology annotation, molecular function: protein binding. NCBI's taxonomy places the organism in Eukaryota, Metazoa, Chordata, Aves, Piciformes, Indicatoridae.